Molecule: messenger RNA, 2143 nt
Organism: Beta vulgaris subsp. vulgaris (sugar beet)
Lineage: Eukaryota; Viridiplantae; Streptophyta; Magnoliopsida; Caryophyllales; Amaranthaceae
Exons: 2
Coding region: 205-2043 (612 amino acids)
Source: RefSeq, a predicted model, not a curated record
ACCUUCAAAUUUUCGUUAGAGUUGAGCGUUCAAUAAACGCCAAGCUUUUAUUAAAAAAAAAUCAUCCCAUAUUCCCAUCAAAACUCAAAACUUAUCGCAAUUGCAAUUGUGAAGAAAAAAAAAAAGAAGAAAAAACAGCCAGGAAUAGGAUACAUAAAUCGCACCAAAUUUGAAUAUUAAGGUCAAAACUCAAAGCUUUCGUCAAUGAUAUGCUCUAAGUUUGUAAGUGCAGUUUGUGUUUUAAUCCAAGCUAACCAAAGUUUGCCAAGUAGAGCGUGGAUAGGAGGGAUGAGCCAGGAUAUCACAUACACUGAGGGACCAUGGGUUUGUAAUAAAUGCAGGAAAGUGGGACACAACGAUAGAAAUUGUGUGAAAAAAGCAAGCAACAGUGGUGGUAAGGAGGAAGGUCAACGUAAGCUUGAGGUUGUUAAUGGAAGCCAAAAUACCAGAAGGCUUGGAGUUGAUGAGAGGGGAUGGACCCAGAUACAAACAAAAAGAAGAGGGAGAAAGUCAUCUACCUCAGUGGGCCCGGGGUCCAGAUGGACACCAAAAAAGAAAGGUGAAGAGGAUAAGCAAAAAGUGGCUGUUAGACAAGAGCAGAGAAUAGAAGGAAACCAAAAUUCCAAAGUGGAAGGUGGGGCCCAUAAAUCUCCUAUCCAAUCUAAAAAGAAAAUCCCACUUUCUGAUGAAAACCAAUUUGUAGUACUUCAAACACUGCAAUGCGCUGACUCUAUAUCUAUUUCUCCACAUCCUAGCCCGAAACGUGGAGAUGUCAAGUCUCAGGACUGUACACUUUUGCAACCCCCUUCUUUCCAUAAUCCCAUAAUACGAGACAUCCUUGUUUCCCAAAAUCAAACACUUCCAUGCCCAUCUCACCUCACCACAACCCAGAAAAACAACAAGGAAAAUUCUCCCAUCCUCAUAUCCCCUCCCUCUUCAAACAACCCAAAUCACCAUGGAUCAGCAGGAGGAGAUGGACCUAUACGCAUUUACCUGCCCAACCCCUCCAGCAUCACCACCCUCACCUCCACCCCCACCACGGGUUCAAGUGGUAUCCUCCCUCAACCCCAUUGUCUUCUCUCGACCAAUCCGACCACUCACCCCCGAACUGAACCCGGGGUUUGUGGAUUAUUACCUUCCGGACUCCCUGGAGGUCCCGACGGAAUUUUACACAGAGUUAACCCUAAAGGAAGUGAAGGAGUUGAUAAUCAACCCAUAUCUCAAGCCGGAGGCAGCAAAGCAUCUCAUGAUGUUAGCCAACUCAGAAUUCAAACCAGCCCAUAUGCCACAGCUUCUCGAUGCAACUCACCUACCUCCAUUGAUGAGAAUAUUUCUCACGUGGUUUUGCAACAAAGAGGUAGAAGUAGAACAAGAAGAGAGAAACCUCAUGAUGACUCUAGGACCAUGGAUCGAUCCAGCCCCUCUGUUCCCUUUGAUCCGAACGGUAGUCUUGAUGAAACUUCGGCCGGUAACACUUCAGGCGAUGAGCAAUACCGACGCGAUACUAUGUACACGUCUCCACCUCCCCAUGAAACAAUUGGGGAUCACAGCCUCUUGGGGAGAGGUAAAAGGCAAAAGAAACCCGCGAGAGGCCGAAGUAGUGUUUUGGCCACACCGAAAAAUGUGGACAUGUCCGGCAACCGGGACAGAAAUAGAUCCGUGGGUGGUAGGAAACGAGGAGAUUCUCAGGAUGCUUCUCGACAAACAACAACAUUGUACAAAGGGAUGAACAUGCUCUUUUGGAAUGUUAGGGGGAUAGCUAGGCCUUCUUUUAAGCCAAAUUUCAGACUCUUGGUUCAGCAACAUCACCCAUCACUAGUGAUCCUUGUUGAGACAUGGGUGGGGAGGGAAAAAACCGCUGAGAUUAUUCGGGACUGUGGCUUUGAUUCGUGGUAUCUGGUGGACCCGGUGGGUUUUGUGGGCGGCAUCUUACUGCUUUGGAAAUCACACGUGAUGGAUUUUCAAGUGGUGGGUCAUGGCGCUCAGGGAGUAUACGGUGUAACUGAGGCAGUGGCGCACGAGAUUCCCAGAGAUUCAGAUUAAACACUGUCGGCGCGAGGGAAACAGAACGGCGGAUGCUUUGGCAAGAAACUGUAGGACUUCGGAUAUGGCUUGUGUUGUAACUAGGGUUCUCCCAUCCCCC